This is a messenger RNA of Micromonas pusilla CCMP1545, 1298 nucleotides long. RefSeq lists its product as uncharacterized. Bases 665 to 1291 code for a protein of 208 amino acids. The transcript has a single exon. The record is from RefSeq and is a predicted model, not a curated record. NCBI's taxonomy places the organism in Eukaryota, Viridiplantae, Chlorophyta, Mamiellophyceae, Mamiellales, Mamiellaceae.
GAAAUCCAUCAGGUUUUCGGUCAAAUUCGAAACCUCUCUCGUAUGGGUACAGUAAUUAGUAAGGUCUCCCUCAGGUGCGUCAUUUCUCCUUCGGGAACCCGAUGAAAAGUUUCAAGCUUUUGGCGAGAUUUGCAAACGGGUGAUACUGUACGUUGUACACGUACAGUUCGAGCGCGUGAGGGCCUCCGCCGUGGGACUCAGCGACGACCACUCCGAGGACCCACACGUCCGCGAGUUCGCCGCCCAGGUCGCGGUAUCCAUGGAUUCGCUCCGGGGCGAAGGCGCGACCGCCUGACACACGGUGAUCCCUUUCUCGAAGGCCGUGGAGCUCUCCACCGGUCACGUGCGAAACCAAGUUCGCCUCGAGCUCGGCCUCAUCCCCGCCGCCAUCAAGAUCCUCAUCGACCGGAAACUCGCAUGCCACCAUGCCGAGUGCGGCAACGAGACGUUCACACACAACGCCGUCCACCACAUCCUCAAGCACAAGGAAGGCAACGCCGGCGGCAACAGGGUCCUCACCCACGACCGCGUGGUGCAAGCCGUCGCACAGCUGUGCAAAGACGUUGGACUCGGCGUCGAGACGAAAGGCCUCCGUGGUCUCCUCCCCCCCGACAUCGCGCGAGGCGCACGCCACGACCGCGCGAAAACCGUCGACAUCAGCAUCAUGGGACUCGACAGCGAGGUGACCAGGACCCUCGGUGACGUCGUCGUCCCCCACCCGUUCAAAGGUGACGGGCGCGCGAAAUACAACGGUCAGCGCCCCGCUGCGACCCGCUCACCAGCGAACAUCCAGCCGAGCGAGAUCGUGCUCGAGGCGGAGAAGAAGAAGCUCAACUGGUACGGCAACAUCCCCGAGGGCCGCAGCUUCAGCCUCGUGCCCAUGGCCAUCGACACGUACGGUUUCAAGGCGCCGCGCUUCAGCAAGUUCCUUAACCAGCUUGCCGAUCACGGUGCGAGAGGUACUGUCCCCGCCGGCGACGCCGCCUCCGAGGCCGCGACCGAGGCCACGAUCUCCGCCAUCGCGAGGAGCAAAAGCUAUUGGAAACGACGCAUCAUGGGCCACAUCUCCGUCGCGCUCGUAUACGCCAUCGGGGACCGCAUCGCUGGCGCGCCCAUCUCGUACGCGCUCAGAACCGCACGUGACUCUGAAAACUUCCACGCGGGCGCGGCAGCGCAAAUCCUUUUUAUGGAGCCCGACACAGCUGGCGAUUUCCACAUCGCCCCGGCUCCGUGCGCUCGUGAGGCUCACAUGGGUUUCAUGAAUCCCGUCGUGGGGUUGCUUACUACGUGAGAGGAUU